Molecule: messenger RNA, 2346 nt
Organism: Daphnia pulicaria
Lineage: Eukaryota; Metazoa; Arthropoda; Branchiopoda; Diplostraca; Daphniidae
Gene: Flo2
Product: flotillin-2-like
Exons: 10
Coding region: 427-1701 (424 amino acids)
Biological process (GO): protein localization to plasma membrane; regulation of myoblast differentiation
Cellular component (GO): plasma membrane
Source: RefSeq, a predicted model, not a curated record
UUUAGAUCUGCUGCUACUGUCAAUAAAAUGCAAAGAGACAAGUAAAACAGAAACCCAAGCCCCGGAACGUAUACAUACGUGAGAGAAAACGAAAGUGACGAGUGUGUGUGUGUGUGUGUGUAUGAGUGAAGAUUGCAGUUAUCUCUCGUCUCGUGUAUGUGACACCUUGAAAUUGUUGCGCUCUAUUUAAAGCAAUUGCUGAAAUCUCCUCUGCGUCGUCUAAUCGUUGCACCAUCAUGUGCCAUCAGUGAAACUAUUAAAAAAACCCAGGACUAAAAAUAUAUAAGCAUCCGGUGUCUCGCCACACUCGUUUUCAUUCGCCAACUUCCCUUCGAGUGUGUCAAGUGGCCGGUUUGGAAAACUAAAAUCGUUCUUUUCUCAACUUGAUUCUUCUCCACCCGACUGCUACUAAUAUCUUUAAUCACCAUGGGCAACAUCCACACGGUUGGACCGAACGAAGCUUUGGUCGUCUCAGGCGGCUGCUGUGGUGCCAGUACUAAGACGACCAUCGUCGGCGGAUGGGCGUGGGCCUGGUGGCUCGUAACGGACGUCCAGCGCAUGUCACUCGAGGUGAUGACGUUGAAUCCAAUGUGCGAGCACGUCGAGACGGCCCAGGGAGUGCCGCUGACGGUCACCGGAGUGGCCCAGUGCAAGAUUAUGACGGACAAGGAGCUACUGCGGACGGCCUCUGAGCAAUUUCUCGGCAAAACUUCCCAAGAAGUCCAGCUGACGAUCCUUCAAACCCUCGAAGGCCACCUGCGCGCCAUCCUGGGCACUCUCUCCGUCGAAGAGGUGUACCGCGACCGCGACCAAUUCGCUUCGCUCGUACGAGAAGUGGCGGCGCCCGAUGUCGGCCGGAUGGGCAUUGAAAUCCUUUCCUUCACCAUCAAAGAUGUUUACGACGACGUCGAGUAUUUGUCAUCACUGGGAAAAGCGCAGACGGCCAAUGUCAAGCGAGACGCGGCUGUGGGCGUCGCCCAGGCCAACAGAGACGCCGGAAUUCGGGAAGCGGAAUGUGAGAAAGCCUCGAUGGACGUCAAGUACAACAUGGACACCAAAGUGGAGGACAACACGCGACUCUACAAACUUCAGAAAUCCAAUUUCGACCGGGAGAUUAACACAGCCAAAGCCGAGGCGCAAUUAGCAUACGAAUUGCAGGCCGCCAAAACUCGCCAAAAGAUCCGGACGGAAGAAAUGCAAAUCACGGUCGUGGAGCGCCGGAAGCAAAUCGAAAUUGAGGAACAGGAAAUUAUGCGACGCGAAAAGGAACUCAUCGCCACCGUCCGGCUGCCCGCCGAGGCCGAAAGUUUCAAAGUCGAACUCGUCGCCCAGGGCCAAAGGACUCAAGUGGUGGAAAAGGCCCGCGCCGACGCCGAGAAGAUCAAACUCAUCGGAGCGGCCGAAGCCACGGCCAUCGAAAAUGUCGGCCGGUCCGAAGCGGAGGCCAUGCGACUCAAAGCCGCCGCUUACAAACAAUACGGGGAGGCGGCCACACUCUCUCUCGUUUUUGAAGCCCUGCCAAAGAUCGCGGCCGAAGUUGCCGCUCCUCUUGCCAAGACGGACGAGAUCGUGAUGCUCAGCGGCUCGUCCAAUUUCUCCAACGAAAUCAAUAAAUUCGUUGCCCAGGUGCCGCCCGCCAUUCAAGCCCUGACUGGAGUCGAUUUAUCCGACGUCCUACGCAAAAUUCCCGGCGCCAAGUGAACGAGGAACGACCUGGAACAACCAUAAUUCGCCGCAUCUACUUGCUGACUGAAUAAGAAUUAAAAAACUAACUCAAAGUGACCAAAAAUUAAAAGAACAAUAGUCUUAAAAAUUCAAAAGAAUUCAAAACACCUUAAAUUAGAAGAGAAUUAAUUCAACUGGAUUUCGCCGCUGCAGUAGCUGCUCUGCGCUUUGUUGCCAGAUCAAAAGAAGAAGAAGAAGAAGAUUUUGAAAAAAACCUCCCCAACCAUUUUUAUUAAAAUAAUAAUUUUCAACCUCUCUCUAUCUUUCAAUCUUUCUCUCCUUUUUGCUAUCAUAACUGCGCCGAGUCUUACAUUAUACCUGCCUGCCGUGUGUGUGUUUCGACUGUCCGUUUUCAUCUCCUUCGUGUGUCAGUGUGUCAAGGCUUUAGCGUUUAGACUUUACCCCUUGAUUCUUUUCGAUUUUGAUUAUUUUUCUUUUUUAUUAGUCGUUUAGCUCUUUUUCGUUUGGUUGUUGAGUCGGACGAAUUGUGCGUGGCCCGUUCUGAACGGGACCCGCUUUUUUUCGUCGCGACUGUCGUUCGCGCCACAGCUCGAUGCUGCGUUUAUCGUUUUGCGUUCGGGGUCCAAGUUGAGUGCCAUAUUAAAAACUGUGUGACUCUUU